This is a messenger RNA of Carassius auratus (goldfish), 1788 nucleotides long. RefSeq names its product gastrula zinc finger protein XlCGF8.2DB-like. Bases 63 to 1097 code for a protein of 344 amino acids. The record is from RefSeq and is a predicted model, not a curated record. Lineage: Eukaryota; Metazoa; Chordata; Actinopteri; Cypriniformes; Cyprinidae. Gene Ontology annotation, biological process: regulation of transcription by RNA polymerase II. Gene Ontology annotation, molecular function: RNA polymerase II transcription regulatory region sequence-specific DNA binding; DNA-binding transcription factor activity, RNA polymerase II-specific. Gene Ontology annotation, cellular component: nucleus. The transcript is spliced from 2 exons.
GUGGAUGUUUACGACAGUGAGAGCGCGUUUACGGCAGAGUGUGGUAUUUGUACAUAUGCGGGAUGAAAACAACUGAUUCGAUGGAGGUGAAAGAGGAAAACCAAGAACCGGAUAGAGUUGAGUGUUGUGAGAAACCUCAAAGUCUUUUAAAUGGAGAAGAAACCUUUAAUGAAGAGAGUGUCUCACGAAGCAGAACUCAAAGAACAAAAGCCAGAAAGUCUUUAAAAUGUCAUCGGUGUCAAAAGAGUUUUACACGUCAAGAGAACCUGGAGUAUCACUUAAAAACUCACACUGGAGACAAACCGUACACCUGCCAUGUUUGCGGAAAGAGUUUCAUACUAAACAAACACCUUAAAUGCCACAUAAGAAUUCACACCGGAGAAAAGCCUUUCGAAUGUGAUCGGUGUGGACGUGGUUUUGCGAGUAGAGAGAGCAUGAAGAACCAUGCAAAAACUCACUCUGGAGAAAAGCUGCGUUUCACCUGCUCUCAUUGUGAGAAGAGCUAUGCAUUUAAAUACAGACUGAAAAGACACUUAAAAACUCAUACAGGAGAGAAACCGUACACUUGCCCUCAGUGUGGAAAGAGUUUUACAGAAAAACAACAUCUUGCCAAACACAUAAGAAUGCAUAUCAGACGAAAGUCUUGCAGCUGCACUGAGUGCGGAGAGGUUUGUCCAAACGAAUACAGACUUAAGAUACACCUAAGACGUCACACCGGAGAGAAACCAAACACCUGUUCUGAUUGUGGCAAGAGUUUUGCAGAAAAAGCACAUCUUAUCAAGCACAUCAAGUUUUAUCAUCGGUCUUUAAAGAUCAGAUCUUUGAGCUGCUCUCAGUGUGGAAAGAGUUUCACAGAAAGACGGAAUCUUAAGAGACACUUAAUAAUUCAUACUGGAGAGAGACCUUACACGUGUCCUCAUUGUGAAAAUGGUUUCACGCAAAAGGUACAUCUUGACAGGCACAUAAUGCUCCACACUGGUGAGAAACCGUUCAGGUGUUCGCAGUGUGAAAAGAGUUUUGUGGAGGCAUCGGGUCUCUUACGUCAUAUGCACAUUCAUAUUGGAGAAAAACGUAAUAGUGUUCACACUGGAAACUGAGUUUUGCUUAUGGAGUAUCACUAAAUAUGCACAAGCAAGCUCACAACGGAGAAAAGCUUUACCACUGUACUGUGUGAGAAGAGUUUACUUGCUCUUAUGAACAACCAUUGUCCAUUUCCAAGUUUUAACUAUCAGUUUCUGUGUCUAAAAGUGUCCUUUCAACAUUUAUGGGUUUGAAACCCAGAAGUGAUUUAUAGCAAACUUUCUUUCUUUUAUGGGUUUUUUUAUUUAUUCCCAUCGGACUAGUUUUUGGAAUUAAAAAUUAGGUAAAAUAAUACUGUUUUUAAUUUGCAAUUUGUUGUCAACCAAUCGAAUGUAGAGUUACAAAGCAUUACCUAUAUAAGACAACAAUCAGAUUAUGCUGUAAAGGUUGUAGGAAGAUUCGAUAAACAAUGUUGUGACUGUGUAUAGACGGGACUAGAAAUGUUGCCAAAUCUAAAAGGCACUAGUGACAAUUUAUGUUUUUUUUUUUUCUUAAUGAUUGAUAGAGAUGCUAUUCUGAAUCUCUUAUUAAUAUUUUGGAAAUGUCUUACCACUACGAACACAAACAGCUGAUUAAAGAAUAAAUAUAAGAGAAUAUAACUAACAACCAAUGUUUUUUUCUGCAUGCAAUUAAUCUCAAUUUGACUUAUAUUGUUCAUGUUUUGUUUCAUAUUAUUAUUUUUAUGCAAAUAAAGAUUUAAUUACUAUG